AUGCUUCCAAAGCUAUUCUUCAUCAUUUCUACACUAAUUUCCUCCUUCAUUUUCACUACUCAUUCUUAUAAUACCCAAUGCCUUCACGAUCAAAAAACCUUGUUGCUUCAGUUCAAGAACGACUUGACAUUCGAUUCUUCUCUUUCAACAAAAUUGGUGCGAUGGAAUGAAAGUGAUGAGUGCUGCAAGUGGCCCGGUGUGGAAUGUGAUGCUGCUGGCUACGUCGUUAGUUUGCAGCUCGAUAAUGAGUCCAUUAUUUCUGGUGGAAUCAAGGAUUCAUCGAGUCUGUUCAGACUUGUGCAUCUGCAGAAGCUAAAUCUAGCCCACAAUUUUUUCAACUACACUCCCAUCCCGAAAGGUAUUCACAAUCUCACCUAUUUGACACACUUGAAUUUAUCCCAUGCUUAUUUCGGUGGGCAGGUUCCCGCUGAAAUUUCUUCCUUGAGGAGGUUGGUUAGUCUCGAUAUCUCCUAUUUUACAACAUCUGUGAAACUGGAGAUGCUUGUCCGGAAUCUAACAGGGCUUCGAGAGCUCUAUCUUGAUUAUGCCUAUGUUACUUCCUCUCAUGAGAGGAGAAAAUGGAGCCACAUUAUAGCAUCAUAUUUACCCAACCUCACCGUGUUGAGCUUGACUGAUUGUGGUUUGUCUGGCCCUUUAGCUAAGUCCUUUGGGCAACUCCAUUCCCUUUCCUUCCUUCGACUAGAUUGGAACGAUCUUGGACCAGAACUUCCAGACUUGUUCGCCAACUUUCCAAGUUUGACCACCUUGAGUCUUUGUUUCUGCGGUUUGAAGGGUUCGAUUCCACCCACCUUUGCUAACCUAAUCAACCUUUCCAUCCUUCGACUAGAUUCUAACCCUCUUGGGACAGAACUUCCAGACUUGUUCCCCAAUUUUCCAAGUUUGACCACCUUGAGUCUUGUUAACUGCAGUUUGAAGGGUUCGAUUCCACCCACCUUUGCUAACCUAACCAACCUGAUUCAUCUCGAUUUGUCAGUUAACUUCUUCACAGGCUCACUUUCUUCUACGUUGUUUGAAGGCCUUUCCAAUAUUGUUUAUUUAGAUUUGAGGAUAAAUUCAUUCUCUGGCAAUAUUCCCCACUCUCUCUUUGCUAACCUAACCAAGCUGAUUAGUGUCGAUUUGUCAGGUAAUUCAUUCUCUGGGAACAUUCCCCACUCUCUCUUUGCUAACCUAACCAAGCUGAUUAGUGUCGAUUUGUCAUAUAAUUCAUUCUCUGGCAACAUUCCCCACUCUCUCUUUGCUAACCUAACCAAGCUAAUUCAUGUAUAUUUGUCAUAUAAUUCAUUCUCUGGUAACAUUCCCCACUCUCUCUUGGCUCUUCCUUCAUUGUUGAAACUUCAUCUUAGCAACAAUCAGUUUAAUGGCACUUUUCAACUGGACAAGUUUCUAAGUCUUUCCAAUCUUACCAUACUUGAUCUAUCUCACAAUAGAUUGUCAGUAGAUGUUGGCAACCUCAAUUCAACUUCAUAUGGAAGUCUCCAACUAAAAUACUUAGGACUAGCUUCUUGUAACUUGUCCCAUUUUCCUAAUUUCAUCAAACAUUCUGAUGAUUUGGGAACACUAGACCUCUCAUACAAUCGGAUUGGUGGGGAGAUACCUAGUUGGAUUUGGGGAGCACAACUUGGGUAUUUGGACCUCUCUUUUAAUCUUCUAACAGAUCUGCAAAAGCCUUACCAUAUCCCUGCUUCUCUUGAAUACCUAUUCUUGCAGUCUAACCAGCUCAAGGGUGAGUUGCACCUGCACAUUCCACCUGCGUCUCAACUCUUGUUCUUAUUUCUUGCUAAUAACAGUUUUAGUGGAUCGAUUUCAACCUCCCUUUGCAGUUAUAUGAUGCUCGAUGUUCUUGAUUUGUCUGGCAAUAGAUUAAGUGGCAGCAUACCCCCUUGCUUACUUGAAAACAUUUCAGAGUUAGAUCUAAGCCAAAACAACAUCAGCGGUAGCAUUCCAGAUGAUUUUCCUAUGGAUUGUUGGCUAUCAUAUUUGGAUGUUAACAAUAAUGCUUUAGAAGGGAAAAUCCCAAAGUCCCUUGAAAGAUGCGAGUGGUUGGUGUUCAUGAAUGUUGGGAACAACAACAUCACUGACAGUUUCCCGUGCAUACUAUCAUCGAUGUUGCGAGUUCUUGUUUUGCACUCUAACAGAUUCCAUGGGGAAGUAAGAUGUGACAACAGCUGGGAAGAUCUCCAAAUUCUAGAUAUAUCUUCCAAUCAGUUCAGUGGAAAUCUGGAAUCGAUAAACUUUUCUAGUUGGAAGACAAUGAUGCUACAGAGUGAUGAACAAUUGAGGUACUCACAAUUGUGGUUUUCAUUAAGCAUCACAUUAAUCAUGAAAGGGACAAAUUCAGAGUAUCACACGAUUUGGCCAGAGUUUGGUAUCAUUGAUUUCUCUUGCAAUAAUUUCGGAGGAGAGAUACCAAAUGCAAUUGGUGAUCUUACCUCACUUCAUCAGCUCAACCUCUCCCACAAUGCCCUCAAUGGAAGCAUCCCAAACUCAUUUGGUCAGUUGAGGAAUCUCGAAUCACUCGACCUCUCUGUAAAUCGACUCAUCGGGUCAAUACCAGUGGAGCUUGCAGGGCUCACAUUUCUUCAAGUCCUGAAUCUGUCCUACAAUAAGCUGGUUGGAGAGAUCCCAAAUGGGCGUCAGUUACAAACAUUUUCAGCUGAUUCCUUCAAAGGAAAUGCGGGGUUGUGUGGUUUCAAUCUCAACAUAAGCUGCAGUACUGACAGUGAUGACAGUGAUCAUUUGUCGCCAGAAGAAGAUGAAAACGGGGAAGAGAAGAGUGAGAUCGAGUGGGAGUAUGUAUCUUCUGCGCUUGGUUAUGUUGUGGGAUUAGGAAGCAUUGCAUGGACGCUUUUAUGCCGCAGAAGCUUCAGAGAAAGAUAUUUCGAGAAAAUAGAAGAGAUUGUUGACAAGAUUUUCUACGAGAGAGCCAGGAGAAGAAGACAUGAAAGAAGAAGAAAAAGAGUAGAGAUGAGAAAAGAGAUUAGGAGACAGCAGAGAAGUUGA
Messenger RNA from Salvia miltiorrhiza (redroot sage), 3021 nucleotides. Its product is annotated as receptor-like protein 7. The transcript has a single exon. The record is from RefSeq and is a predicted model, not a curated record. Gene Ontology annotation, molecular function: protein binding. NCBI's taxonomy places the organism in Eukaryota, Viridiplantae, Streptophyta, Magnoliopsida, Lamiales, Lamiaceae. Bases 1 to 3021 code for a protein of 1006 amino acids.